AAAUAAGCAUUUUCAGAUGCCAAGUUGGAAUUCUCGCAGCUUCGGCGUUGUCAGGGGCAACAGCCUUUCACCAAUCGCUUCUGUUCUUUCGUGUCACGUGACACGUUCAAACCCGCCUACAACAUGGCGACGGAUGGUGUUCUUCGUUUUCCAAAACGUUUGGUGACUAAAAACGCAUUUUUGGACAAAGCUCGGAUUUAAAAGGGUUAUAAGGUUAAUGGCGUUCGCCCAAAGUGGCCGCAGUGCUGAAAGGAGUGUUCGUGACGAGCAGGGAGAAGAAAGUGUGGAUGAAGACAUCGAGUCGAGUUUCAGCGCCUCCGACUCCGAUGAAUUAGAACCAGAAUGGUUGGAUGACAUCCAGAAGAAUGGUGAGCUCUUCUACCUGGAGCUGAGUGAGGGUGAAGAGGAGGCUGCAUUGGGGAAGGCCGCUGCCAAUCAAGGCACGUCCACUAAUCACGUUCGCUUUAGUGAAAAGGAGGCCGUGAUCAUCACAGAGCAGAAGUCGAAGCAGCAAUGUCGUUCACGGGCAAGAGGAGGUACUGCUCUUAAGAAGCUGGCGAGGAUCCUAAGGAGAAAGCGUUGGCCGUCCCAGCGCAGGCGAGGCAUCUCUUCCUCAUCAUCAUCGCCACCGACAUCCAUCCUGAAGAACCAGCCAGGUCAAAGGCAAGGGGUGACGGUCCAGCAGCAGCAGCUGAAGGAAGUGUGCGUCUACCUCAAUCCUAAACGUCUCGGAAGUUCAUCAGCGCCUAACUCAAAAGGCGGAGGCUUGUUGGAGGCUCUGCUGGGGGUAGUUUAUCGCCCGCCUUGGUGCACAGGACAGGAACAGCCUUCAACAUCCCUGCGGGAGGAGAAACUGAUCGUUCACGGGUUGAUUCCCAACAGCCCAGCCAUCAAAUCUGGCCAGAUCCUGAUUGGUGAUGUGCUCAUAGCGGUAGACGAUGUGGACGUGACCUCUGAGAACAUUGAAAGGGUUCUGUCUUGUAUUCCAGGACCAACGCAGGUAAGGCUGACCUUUGAGACGCCGUCAUCAAUGGAUGGCAGCAGUGCUGGAGAGAGUUUGGCGUUCGGCGGUGGGAACGCCAGCCCACCGGUCAGUCAGCUGGUGCGUCUGCUGUGGGGUGAGGACACGGCCGAACUCCAGAUGUCCAUAGGUCACAUUCCUCAUGUUGUCAUGUACCUGUCACUCAAACUGGACUCAGCAUCACCACAAGAGGAGGAGGAGAUCUUGUACCAGUACCCAGUGUCCCAAGCAUCCAGCCAGCUGAAAGGUGUGAGGGGGAUCUUCCUGACUUUGUGCGACAUGCUGGAGAAUGUUACAGGGGGUCAGAUCAUCAGUUCAUCUCUCCUGCUGGGGAAACAUCUGGUUCAUGUGGGCUACUGGAAGGAAAAAGGGAACCUGUUGGUCAUCGGGCUGCCUGCACAUAGGGUUCCUUUGCUCUUUCUGCAGACGGUUGUGGGAAACGUGGUCCGGACACUAAAAGUGAUGUACGGCUCUUUGGACAGUGCGUUUUGUAAGGUGGACCACACUCCCAGGUUGGACCAUUUCUUCUGCCUGUUCUUCCAGCAGCUAAUCCAGCCAUCCCGUUUGAGGGUUGGCGUCUCAGCCCCGCCCUCAGAGGUCUCAGGAACUCUUUUUCUCGACGGCCUGCCGGCGGUCCGAUGGCUUACGCUACCUCCUGAAAUCAAGAUGGAGGUGGACACGGUUCUCUCUGAUUUUGAGUCCUCUGAUUUUGGAGAAAUGUCAGAGGACUUUUUCGGCCUGAGGCGUCUGUAUGUGAUUCUUGGCUCCUGCCUCUUCUACAAGUCCUACCUGAUUGCCAACCAUCUGCCUAAAGACCACCUCCUGGAUAUCUGCCUGUACGUGCAGCACUACUGCCUGUUGCCCUUGGCAACAGAGCAGCGGGUGGGUCAGCUGGUCAUCUGGAGAGAGGUGUUUCCACAGCAACGUGCUCACAGCAGCAGCUCGAAGCCAGGCUACAGCCCGCACGCUGCACGCCACUUCCUCCUCAUCGUGGGGCUGAGGCAUUUCAUGCAGUGUGUGCUGUUGGAAGCCGGCGGCUGCGCCUCUCCUGCUAUGGGCUCUCCAGGACCUGACUGCGUCUACGUGGAUCAGGUGAAGGCCACCCUUCUGCAGCUGGAGGUCUUGGAGGCAGGUAUUGAGGAACGCCUCAGUGCUCCACCUGCUCCCUGCCUGUCCUGUGCAGACUGGUUCCUCCCCGCUGCCCGAGACCGCUUGGACAGCCUCGCUUAUGCCUCCCCCGUCCUCAGCAAACUAGCCGGUGCUGUGAAAGGCUCCUCCACGGCAUCCAGAGGUCGCAGCCUGUUCGGAGACAAGACCCGCAUGUCCAGCCCUCAGAGGAGCCUGUCAGACAGUGGCAGCGAGGGUCAGAGCCAGGAUCCAGGACCGGGACCUGCUGUGCCACCAGGCCUCAGUUUACACUCCAGCCCAGACUCAGCCAAGAAGCUUGCAGCGCAACGGGACUCUCUGGGAUCUGGAGGCUCUGAUGGCAGCUUCUUCAAGACCCCCAGGAUGAAGCACCCCAACCCGUUCUACCUGGGCACCCUGAAGAAGACUCUGACUGAGAGGGAGACGGAGGACAUGUACAACACUCUGAAGCUGAGCUCGGGCACUGAGAACACACUGUUCCACUACGUGCUGAUGGAAAGCAUGCAGGGAAUCUUCAUUGCUCCGACUCACAGAGAGGUGGCACAGCUCAGCGGCUCCAUUCACCCGCAGCUCAUCCGCAACUUCCACCACUGCUGCCUGUCCAUACGCGCCGCCUUCCAGCAGAGCCUGCCAUCCCGGGCCCGGCGAGCUGCAGACAGAACACAGGGCGGGUGGGGUUUGGGUCCAGUUAAAGAACAUGGCGUUUUGUUCCAGUGUAAACCUGAGAACUGGACCGACCAGAAGAAACCUGCUCCCACAAUGACCUAUUGGGUCAUCGGCCGAAUGCUGCUGGAACCGGUUCCUCAGGAGUUCUAUGUUUGUUUCCAUGACUCAGUGGCCGAGGUUCCCGUUGAGAUGGCUUUCAGGCUUUCCUUCAGUUUGGCUCUGUGACUCAUCUUCCUCUUUAAGUGAGGUGGAUGCUCAAAAGUAUGAAAAGACUCAAACCCUCAGGGAAAAGAAAGACAAACAUCAGAGGAGACAUUUGAUGCCGUUGUCUGUUUUUAUGAGAAAGUUUGAAUUUACCGACGUGCCUCCUUUCUGCAGGUCGACAACAGCUCCGCUGCUCUUCUUUUGAAACAUGUUUUAUAAAGACCUCAGUAUGUCAGUGACCUCAGAUAUAUUAGUUUGAGUAAUAAAAAGAUGCAAUUUCACAUUAACAUAGGAAUGAACUCUGUUCAUUUAAAUUAAAUUGUACAGUUUUAUGUGGACACUUUGUGAUAAAGCUUCAUCUUUUUACAUUUGU
Molecule: messenger RNA, 3410 nt
Organism: Thalassophryne amazonica
Lineage: Eukaryota; Metazoa; Chordata; Actinopteri; Batrachoidiformes; Batrachoididae
Gene: intu
Product: inturned planar cell polarity protein
Exons: 17
Coding region: 218-3058 (946 amino acids)
Biological process (GO): establishment of planar polarity; cilium assembly; nervous system development
Cellular component (GO): cytoplasm; cilium
Molecular function (GO): protein binding
Source: RefSeq, a predicted model, not a curated record